Messenger RNA from Danaus plexippus (monarch butterfly), 3611 nucleotides. It is a transcript of the gene Smurf, whose product is annotated as E3 ubiquitin-protein ligase SMURF2. The record is from RefSeq and is a predicted model, not a curated record. Gene Ontology annotation, molecular function: ubiquitin protein ligase activity; protein binding. Bases 121 to 2544 code for a protein of 807 amino acids. Gene Ontology annotation, biological process: ubiquitin-dependent protein catabolic process; negative regulation of BMP signaling pathway. The transcript has 12 exons. Lineage: Eukaryota; Metazoa; Arthropoda; Insecta; Lepidoptera; Nymphalidae.
AAAAAGUCAGUCAGUGAGUAGAAUAAAAUAAAGAUGGUGGUUGAAGUGAAAUGAAAACUGUUCUAUUUAAUGUAAUAAAAUUAUAAUUAAACACGGUGAUGUUUAAUAAACAUUCAAAAAAUGUCUACUCCAGUGUCUAACCGUAAAUAUGGGGCACAAAAAAUUAGACUUACGAUAUUAUGCGCUAGAAAUUUAGUUCGGAGGGAUUUGUUUCGUUUACCGGAUCCUUUUGCGAAGAUAUCAGUUGAUGGCAGCGGUCAGGUCUAUUCAACUAGUGCUGUCAAAGCAACAUUGGAACCGAAAUGGAAUACUCAUUACGAUCUGUAUCUCACCAAAGGUGAAGGAAUAACAAUCAGUUUGUGGAAUCAACGUAAAAUACAUAAAAGACAAGGGUCUGGUUUCCUGGGUUGUGUAAGAAUUCAGCCGUCCACAGUUCACAAGUUGAAAGACACGGGAUAUCAAUGCCUGGAGCUCUGCGAGGACAGUACGGGUGAGGUGUGCGGUGUUCGCGGUCAAGUAAUCGUGUCGCUUCUGUCCCGGGACGGAGCCCGCGGCGAGCAGGCCUCUACUGUGGGCGAAGGCUCCCCGCUGGCUGUAGUGGGCCCCGCGGGUGAUGUUCGAGCGCCGAGAGAUUCAGUCAGUACCGAGACACCGCUACCAGCUCAUUGGAAACAGAGGUUUACACCCGCUGGAAGACCUUUCUACAUAAACCAUCAGCUCUGUCGAUCGCAAUGGGAGCGUCCGAGUACUUCCCCCCUGUCACCGUCGUCUCCUACGGCCCCCCCGACCGUGUCCCAAAAUCUCCCCGUAUCCCAAAACUCCCCCGUGUCCCAUAAUUCCCCUGAAUCCCCUAAUUCCCCUGCGUCCCCUAGUUCCCCAAUUGCCCCCUCCUCGCCCACAAUGCCAUCCUCCCCUGUAUCCGAUGACAGCCAUGUAGCUUCUAUAUCCUUAAGACCGGAACCUCAACCCCAGACAGCGAUCCGAAGUCGUCAGUCAUCCACACCGUCCUCAGUCAAUGUUACGCCGAUAGCGACGUCCGAUCUACCGCCCGGAUAUGAGAUGAGAAUUACGGUUCAAGGUCAGGUGUACUUCUACAACGGCAGCACCCGCUCGUCCACGUGGCACGACCCACGUGUCCCACAACACCUGAGACACUGCGCCGCGGUCGCCGGGCCACUACCGCCCGGCUGGGAGAUGAGGCACACACACUCCGGACGGCCGUACUUCGUUGAUCACAACAACCGCACUACACAGUUCACUGACCCCAGACUAGCUUUGACCACCAGAAUUGCGCCGCCGACUGAAGCAGUACAAUCUACAAGCCCGCCGUCUACAAACCCGAGUACUAACUGGCCUGCAGACAACGACGUUCUCCCUAAGUACAAACGAGACCUCGCGGCUAAGGCGAGGGUGUUGAGAGCUGAGCUACAGGCAUUACAGCCACAAACAGGACACUGUAGGAUUGAAGUAUCACGUAACGAAGUACUAGAAGAAUCGUACCGUCUCGUGAUGAAGUUACGGGGUAAGGAGUUGAGGAAACGCCUGCUCGUCAAGUUCCGCGGUGAAGAGGGGCUCGACUACGGCGGCGUGGCCCGCGAGUGGCUCCAUCUAUUGGGGAGGGAACUGUUCAACCCGCACUAUGGACUGUUUCAGUACGCUAAUGCUGGCGAUGACAGAUAUGCGUUACAGAUUAAUGCCGACUCUGGGGUGAAUCCAGAACAUCUUUCAUAUUUCCACUUCGCUGGUCGUAUCCUCGGAGUGGCUUUGUUCCACGGACACCAACUAGACGCUGCCUUUACUGCACCCUUCUAUAAGCAGCUACUAGGAAGACCCAUCACCCUCAGGGAUAUACGAGAUGUUGACCCAGAACUGCACAGAUCAUUGUCUUGGAUGCUUGAAAAUAGCAUAGCCGGUGUCAUAGACACGACAUUCUCCGUCGAGAGUUCGUCGUUCGGGGCAGUGCGAAGCGUAGAAUUGAGGCCGGGCGGGACCAACGAAGCAGUCACAGAUUCAAACAAAAGAGAUUACGUACGUCUGUAUGUAGCACAUAGGUUUACUAGAGGAGCGGAAAGGCAAUGGCUGGCAUUACAAAGGGGUCUGGCUGACAUUAUUCCACCGCAACUCCUACAACCACUAUCUCCCAGAGAUCUCCAACCUUUACUGGCUGGAAGAGCUGAUCUCGACCCUGUAGAUUGGAAGCGGCACACUCGCCUGAAACACGUGAAUCCAGACGCGCCAAUUGUUGGUUGGUUCUGGGAGAUAGUCGAGGAGUUCGACGCGGAAAUGCGAGCUAGGUUAUUGCAAUUCGUUACCGGGUCGAGACGCGUUCCCCUUGCUGGGUUCAGGGCUUUACAGGGUUCUACGGGAGCGGCGGCUCCUAGACUAUUCACUUUACAUUUGGUCGCUGAUGCGUCACCGGAUUCCCUGCCCAAGGCGCACACGUGUUUCAAUAGACUUGAUCUGCCGCCGUAUCCGACCAAGGAAAAAUUACACGACAAACUGAAACAGGCCGUGUUGGAAACGGCCGGAUUUGCCGUCGAAUGAGAUUAUGAUAUACGAGUGAAUUAUAUGUUCUGUAUAUAUAUAAAUAAUAUUCUUCUACACCAAUCAUUUAUAAGACAAAUAUGUAAAUGAAACGUAAUUAAUGAGACUGAUUAAAUUGAAGAUUGACAUGACAAAAUUUAAUGGCAUCUAUUAAAUUAAAAUAAAAAAAAAUGAUAAACAAAAAUCGAAAACAGUCAAAUAAAGUUCAAUUCUAAUAUAAAAUGCCUUAUCGGUUAAUAUGUACCUGCAGAAUACAAUACAAAUACAUGUAUUAAAACUUCCAUUAACUUUUAAUAUUGGUCUAUGUAUUGACGCUUGUUCGUUACAAAUAAGUAUUGUUGCAUUUUAAGCCUUAAUGAUAAAAAACAUUGGUAUGAUGCUCAAAUGUAUUUACACACUUCAUGUAUGCUUGAUCGAGCUUAUGAAUUAUAUUAAUAAUAUUGUGUUCAAUUUAUUCCUCAUUAAAUAAUUUUGAAUUGUUGACUAAAUCGAAGUAGCGUCUGUGAGAAAACUACAUGCUUUCUUGUUGGCCUAUACUUAUACAUCAAUGUAUUUUGAAAUAUACCAUUUAUCUAUAAUUGCUGCCUAAUGUUACAGCAUAUUUUAUUUUUCAUUAAAAAAUUGUAUAUAAUUGAUUUCAGUACAAAGCACAAGGAAUGUGUUCUUUUACAAAUAUACAGUGAUUAUAUUUAAUAAAAUAUUGUUAUUGAAAUCGCGAGGCCAUUGCUCAUAAGGUGCCUUUUUAUUUAAACAAACACAUUUACAAUAUUUGCACAUGAAAAUAAAUAUGUUAAAACAAAUGAAAUAAUCAAUAUAGAUAAUUAUUUAAUUUGCUUAACAUUAUAUUACAUAAUAUAUUAUUAUAGUUUUUACUAAGGAUAGUUAUUAUACUGUAUUAUUGUAUUAUAAAUAUUUUAGGUGAUGAACAAUGAAUAUUUAUAACAAGGAUGAGUGCCUUUUACCUUUUAAUAACAUAGAGAUGUAGCUUAGAUUUGUAUGACUGUUAGCAAUGUAAUGAUUUAAUGGUUAUCAUACCUGCAUUGAAAUAAACGAUAUUUUUGCACAUU